Molecule: messenger RNA, 1572 nt
Organism: Nymphalis io (European peacock)
Lineage: Eukaryota; Metazoa; Arthropoda; Insecta; Lepidoptera; Nymphalidae
Product: spondin-1-like
Exons: 7
Coding region: 152-1447 (431 amino acids)
Source: RefSeq, a predicted model, not a curated record
UCCUCAGUGGCGCAGCACGCACGCGAAACUGAACUAAAUUAAAAUACCUAAACUAAACAUUCGUGUGUUUACGAAACCGUGAAAUUAAAUCUACUAUCCUAUUUUAAAUUCAAAGUGUCCAAUAAAAAGUGUGAAAGAACUAAAGCGCUUAAUGCGUCCGCUCUGUAUGAUGACGCGACCACAAAUGGCGGCCAUCUUGUUUUUAUUUGCCACGUGGCUCAAUUUGGCUUUGGGGUGUGAAAUUGACAUGGCUGUUUAUAAAGUGACCAUAAAAUUUUUGUGGAGUGAAGAAACAUUUCCUAAAGAUUAUCCUUUAUAUCGGCCUAAGGCACAAUGGUCAUCCGUCUUCGGUCAAUCUCACAACAGUUCCUACAAUCUCUACCACAUAGAUAAAGUAGCAAGGCAAUCAAUUCGCAAUUUCGCCCAGUUUGGAAAAUUAGAUGAAUUAGUACAAGAAGGUGAUGAGGAUCAGAGAGUAUAUGAUCAAUUUUCAGCUCCAUCAGUUGGAGACGGUACAGGCGAAACUGGAAAUAUGGUGUUUGUAGAUGGAGACCAUAGUCUAAUUUCAGUUAUCUCUCGUAUUAUACCAUCACCCGAUUGGUUUGUUGGAGUGGACAGCUUAGACCUGUGCAUUGAUUCGUCGUGGAUUGAUGAAAUAACUCUUGAUUUAGAGCCACUGGACGCUGGAGCAGCCAGUGGUCUCACUUUCACAUCACCACGCUGGGAAACCACACCACCAGAUCCUGUCAGUAAGCAUGGCCCACGGCACCCAAAUCAUCCAGCUGCUGGUUUCUAUUAUCCAAACUUGAGAGAGUUGCCUCCAAUUGCCAGAAUAGAAAUUUCUAAGGUAAAAGAAUAUUCAUCAAAACAACUUAAUGAUUUAGCUAGAAAAGAACUUCUUCUAAAUCUUAAGUUAAAAGACAAACGUAAAGGUUCGCCGAGGAGAAAGGUAAAUAUCGUCGAAAAUUGCCAAGAAUCAGAAAGAGAUAUAACUACAAAGACUUACGCCGAUCAACUUAAAGACCUUGAACAAGAUGCUGUUGACAGUCCAUCAUUCGACUCAGCUGACAACAAUGUUAUUGUUGUCACUAAAUCUCCAAUUACUACAACGACAGUACAAGAAUUCGACAGUGAUCUUAAGAAUAUGGAUGACGUAGUCCUUGCUGUGGCCCACGGCAAGAAACUUGGUUUGGGCAAGCAUCUUCCAAGGCAUUUUAGGUCUCGUCUGCACCACGCUGUUAAUAAAAUACAACCUGAAGAUUGCCUUGUAUCAGAAUGGAGCGAUUGGACACCAUGUUCUGUAACCUGCGGUUUCGGUGAUAAAUUUAGAAGUCGUCGAGUGGUGCGAGAGAAAAGCAAAAACGGCCGCAACUGUCCCUCUCUAACAGAUAGACGGCACUGCGGCAACAUUAACUCUUGCGCACAUAUUGACUACUUUGAAUGGUGAACAUUUAAACAUUGAGCAUUUUUAAAUUGUAUCCUAAAAUUUUAUUAUAAUUAACUUGAAUUAAGAGUAUAAAUGAUUAACAAUGUAAUUUGGUUUUGUUUACUAUAAUCAUUAAAAUAUUUACC